AUUAUGUGGAACGUAUAAAAUCAAAAAAGGAAAAGAUAACAUUAAAUAAUAAUCAACCCAUGUGUAAGUUUAAACAACUAGUUAAUUUAAAUGUAAAGUGUUAAGUUUAUACAAAACGAAGAUAAUGGAUUUGAAAUUUAUUUGUAUGGUGGUAGUAUUAAACUAUUUUGCUUUCCUAACCUAUGUAUCAGCUGGAAGAAAUUUUUACAAAAUUUUGGGGGUUUCAAAAACAGCCAGUUUACAUGAAAUAAAAAAAGCCUAUAGAAGAUUAGCUAAGGAAUUACAUCCUGAUAAGAACAAGGAUGAUCCAGAUGCUUCACAGAAAUUUCAAGACUUAGGAGCCGCAUACGAAGUUCUUUCCGACGAGGAAAAACGAAAAAAAUAUGAUAGAUGUGGAGAAGAAUGCCUUCAGAAAGAGGGAAUGAUGGAUAGUGGUUUUGACCCAUUUGCUAGUUUUUUCGGAGAUUUUGGAUUUCACUUUGGUGGUGGAGAACAGCAACAUGAAACUCCAAAGGGUGCUAAUAUAGUGAUGGACGUUCCAGUGACUUUGGAAGAUCUGUAUACAGGCACAUUUGUAGAGAUAACCAGAUAUAAACCAGUUAUGAAACCAGCUAAGGGUACAAGGCAGUGCAAUUGUAGACAAGAGAUGGUAACCAGGACAUUGGGACCUGGCCGCUUUCAAAUGAUGCAACAGACUGUUUGUGAUGAAUGUCCAAAUGUUAAAUUAGUCAAUGAAGAACGACUUUUAGAAAUGGAAGUUGAACCUGGGAUGGUAGAUGGACAAGAAACUAAAUUUACAGCUGAAGGUGAACCACAUCUAGAUGGAGAGCCAGGAGAUUUAAUUCUUAAAAUUAAAACACAACCUCAUCCUAUUUUUGAAAGAAAAGGAGAUGAUCUUUUCACAAACAUUACUAUUAGUCUACAGGAUGCGUUAACUGGUUUUACUUUAGAAUUAAAACAUUUAGAUGGUCAUAUAGUAUCAGUCACAAGAGAUAAAGUUACUUGGCCAGGAGCUCGUAUUCGCAAGAAAGGUGAAGGAAUGCCAAAUUAUGACAAUAACAAUUUACAUGGAAUUCUUUAUAUAACUUUCGACGUGGAAUUUCCUAAACAAGAAUUUAGCGAAGAAGAAAAACAAUCCAUUAAGAAACUUUUAAACCAAAGCUCAAAUAAUAAAAUAUAUAAUGGACUCAGAGGAUNCAAAGGUUGGGAAUGA
This is a messenger RNA of Agrilus planipennis (emerald ash borer), 1213 nucleotides long. It is a transcript of the gene shv, whose product is annotated as dnaJ homolog shv. NCBI's taxonomy places the organism in Eukaryota, Metazoa, Arthropoda, Insecta, Coleoptera, Buprestidae. Gene Ontology annotation, cellular component: endoplasmic reticulum. The transcript has 4 exons. The record is from RefSeq and is a predicted model, not a curated record. Gene Ontology annotation, biological process: protein folding; protein maturation. Gene Ontology annotation, molecular function: misfolded protein binding. The coding region runs from base 125 to 1213 and encodes 362 amino acids.